CGGUAAUGAUGGAGAAGAGGGACACUAGUGGGCGCAGGAUAAGCACGUGUGAGUUGCCUAUAGAAUGGCACGCUGGCAUGUCCAUAGCAAAGCCCACUAAAAUCAUAUUCAUAUUCUUCUUUCUGAGUUCUUGCCCAAAUAAUAUAUACUCAUCUCUGGAGAAGCAAAGAUCAAAAGAAAAACAUAAACAAAGUGCCACAGUUUUUGCAGGUCGAAUUUUCCGAUGAAUGAUUGGCAGUUUCUGUAUUGGGAGAGUAGCUAGAUGCUCUUCUUACCUCAGGGGUCUUGGUUUUCUUUUCGUCUCGGAGCUUUUACAUCCUCUCUCCACCAUAACCUUUUCCAGUAGCUGUUGGGGGGGAGUUAAUAGCGAACUAUAAUUCAGCUAGUUGAAGCAUGCUGUAGUGGAGGAGAAGUUUAUGCUAUAGUGGGAUAGAAAAAUAAAUAGUCAUGAAGUUUAUGAAACUAGGAUCUCGUCCAGAUACCUUCUACACUGCUGAGGCAGUUAGGUCAGUCUCUUCUGAAGUUUCCAGCGACCUCAUAAUUCAAGUGAAAGAAAGUAGAUAUCUUCUUCACAAGUUUCCCCUGCUGUCUAAAUGCCUGCGCCUACAAAGGUUAUGCUUAGAAUCACCAGAUUCUUCUCCACAACAGAUAGUUCAACUGCCUGAUUUUCCUGGUGGAGUGGAAGCAUUUGAACUUUGUGCUAAGUUCUGUUAUGGUGUCACCGUCACUCUUAGUGCUUAUAACAUCGUAGCUGCUCGAUGUGCUGCUGAAUACUUACAGAUGACAGAGGAUGUGGAGAAGGGGAACUUAAUAUAUAAGCUGGAGGUUUUCUUCAAUUCUUGUAUUCUUCAUGGUUGGAAGGAUUCUAUUAUGACUCUACAAAGCACCAAAGCUUUGACUUUGUGGUCAGAGGACUUAGCAAUUACAAGCAGAUGCAUUGAAGCCAUUGCCUCUAAGGUGUGGAGCCACCCCUCGAAGAUAAGUUUGUCUCAUAGUCAUUCUCGAAGGGUCAGGGACGAUACAUCUUGCAAUGGAAGCGAAAGUCAGAGACAUAAAUCAGCAAGUAAGGGAUGGUGGGCUGAGGAUUUAGCAGAACUGAGCAUAGACCUAUAUUGGAGGACCAUGAUAGCAAUCAAAUCUGGUGGCAAGUUGCCCUCAAAUAUCAUAGGAGAUGCAUUGAAAGUUUAUGCUUCUCGCUGGCUUCCUAAUAUCUCAAGAAAAGCACAACCCAAUAAGAAAGUUGCUUCUGACUCUGAUUCAGACUCUGCAAGUGAAAUAACCUCAAAGCAUCGUUUGCUUUUGGAAUCAAUAGCAAGCUUGCUUCCGGCAGAGAAAGGGGCUGUUUCUUGUAGUUUCCUUCUUAAGCUCUUGAAAGCAGCCACUAUUCUCAAUGCUUCUUCCUCCUCAAAAAUGGAGUUAGCUAGAAGAGUAGGACUUCAGUUGGAGGAAGCUACAGUGAAUGAUCUUUUAAUACCCUCAUUGUCUUACACCAAUGAUAUGCUGUAUGAUGUUGAGUUGGUGAUGACCAUAUUGGAACAAUUCAUGUUACAAGGUCAGAGUCCCCCAACAAGCCCACCAAGAGCCAGGCUGGCAGUUGAAAGGAGGAGGUCGCGUUCAGCUGAAAAUAUUGAUUUUGAAUUCCAGGAGAGUAGAAGGUCAUCUUCAGCAUCUCAUGGCUCAAAAUUGAAGGUGGCAAAGCUAGUGGAUAGGUAUCUCCAAGAGGUUUCGAGGGAUGUGAACUUGCCCAUGUCCAAGUUCAUUGCUCUUGCUGAAGCCAUGCCAGAUUUUGCCAGACAUGACCAUGAUGAUCUCUACAAAGCCAUUGACAUUUAUCUCAAGGCUCAUCCAGAACUCAACAAAAGCGAAAGGAAAAGGCUCUGUAGAAUCCUUGACUGCAGAAAACUGUCCAUGGAAGCUUGCAUGCAUGCAGCACAGAACGAACUACUCCCCCUAAGGGUCGUAGUCCAAGUACUCUUUUUUGAGCAAGCGAGAGCUGCUGCGGCUGGUGGCAAGGCGACAGACUUGCCAAGCAAUCUCAGGGCACUACUCACUGCACAUGGCAUUGACCCAUUAAAACACACUGGUCCAUUGAGCACAACUACAAGCUUACAUGCAGAUGAUCAAUGGAGUGUUUCUGGCCUCAAGUCACCUAAAUCUAGAAGUUCAACUCUCAGGAUGAAGCUUGCCGAGGAUGAUGACUUGGAUGGACAUGGUGUUACCCCCAAUGGAAUUGAGAGAAAUUCCAAGCUCAAGGCUCUUCGUGGUCUUCCCAAUCAACCCAAAAAGAUGCUUAGUAAGUUGUGGCCCGCCAAUAGAGGCACUAGUGAAAAGAAUUGAGUGAGUUUUCUUAGUUUUCUAGCUGGGAAUGAUAAUUUAAAGGGUACCCAUAUACUCUUGUUUUUCUUCUUUCUAUCUUCUGCCAAAUGCGUUGUAACUUUCUUAGGAAAAUCAGAGAAUCCAAAUGUGCAUUGUUGAUGUAAUCUAUUAUAAUAAGAAACGAGAUUUUCUCGUCAUGGGAUUAAAUCUCUUUGGCAAA
Molecule: messenger RNA, 2536 nt
Organism: Prosopis cineraria
Lineage: Eukaryota; Viridiplantae; Streptophyta; Magnoliopsida; Fabales; Fabaceae
Product: BTB/POZ domain-containing protein At1g67900-like
Exons: 6
Coding region: 448-2337 (629 amino acids)
Source: RefSeq, a predicted model, not a curated record